Messenger RNA from Vanessa atalanta (red admiral), 711 nucleotides. RefSeq names its product cyclin-dependent kinase inhibitor 1C-like. Bases 1 to 711 code for a protein of 236 amino acids. NCBI's taxonomy places the organism in Eukaryota, Metazoa, Arthropoda, Insecta, Lepidoptera, Nymphalidae. The record is from RefSeq and is a predicted model, not a curated record. The transcript is spliced from 2 exons.
AUGUCGCGUUUUAUAGUCUUAAUAUGUUUGAGCUUCGUGCUUGCACAAGCUAAAACAGAGACUAAGAAAAGAGAAGCAUCUGCAUCCUACUCUAUUCCAACGCGGCACACCUACUCCGAGUAUCACAAUAGAGUCCCGAUCCCAAUUCCCCAUCCCGUCCCAGUAAGUGUUCCUAGACCUGUACCAGUAGGUGUACCAGUUGCAGUACCAGUGGACAAUCCACGUCCCGUCCCAGUUGCUGUUCCUCAACCGGUGGCUCAAAUAAUACCCAGACCGGUAGCAGUACCGAUCAACCGUCCAGUACCAUUGCCAGUCUCCCAGCCCGUUCCUGUUACUAUUACACAGGGAGUUGGUAUUCCAGUUCCCCAACCAUACGCGGUCAGUGUACCAGCUGCUGUUCCAGUCAGAGUCCCACAGCCCAUUCCGGUACCGGUGGGCGUUCAAGCAAUUGGGGGAUAUGGCGGUAUUGGUUCCGGUGUGUCAAUUGGUGGUAUCGGUUCUGGCUUGUCAAUCAGUGGUAUUGGUUCCGGCGUGUAUGGCUCCGGCGUGUAUGCUGGUGGAUAUGGAUCCAUAGGUGUGCCUGUAUCUUCAAAAAUCGUUUCAUCAGUUUCAAUAGCUCAUCCAUAUAUUUCUUCUGGAUCUGUUCAUGGGUCUGGUUAUGGCGGUGGGUAUCUGUCAGGAGGUCAUGGAGUGUAUGGCCACGGGCAUUGA